AUGUCUACACAGCGAGUUUUUGUGAUCGGUUGUGGAAUGACAAAGUUCGAAAAGCCGGGAAGACGAGAGGACUUUGACUAUCCUGACAUGGCUAAAGAGGCUGUAACAAAAGCACUAAAGGAUGCUAAAAUUGAAUAUAAAGAAGUUAAGCAGGCUGUUGUUGGAUAUUGCUAUGGUGAAUCAUGUUCUGGUCAAAGAGCACUUUAUCAAAUGGGUAUGACAGGCAUUCCAAUCUACAAUGUCAACAAUAACUGUUCAACUGGUGCAUCUGCACUCAUUCUUGCCAAACAGUUAAUUGAAACCGGCAAAAAUGAUUGUGUUUUGGCUCUCGGUUUUGAAAAGAUGGAAAGAGGAUCAUUAGGAACUAAGUGGAAUGAUAGAACAGUUCCAUUAGAUAAGCAUUUCGAGUUGAUGAUUGAUAUGGAAGGGAUGUCCACAGCCCCACCGGCAUCACAGCUUUUUGGUAAUGCUGGGGAAGAGCAUAUGAAGAAGUAUGGAUCAAAGCCUGAACAUUUCGCUAAAAUCGCGUACAAAAAUCACAAACAUUCCGUCAAUAAUCCAUACUCACAGUUCCAAGAUGAAUACACAUUGGAACAAAUUAAAGCAUCGCCUCAGGUCCAUCGAGUGCUCACAAAACUUCAAUGCUGUCCAACUUCCGAUGGCUCAGCAUGUUGCAUCGUUGCAAGUGAGAAUUUUGUUCGUAAACACAAACUUGAAUCACAAGCAGUUGAAAUUGUUGCAAUGGAAAUGAAUACUGAUUUUGAAUCGACAUUCAAUGAAAAAAGUAGCAUCAAAUUAGUCGGAUAUGAUCUGACAAAAGUUGCAGCACAAAAAGUGUUUGCUCAGACAAAUUAUAAGCCACAAGAUGUUGAUGUUGUUGAACUUCAUGAUUGUUUUUCAGCUAAUGAAUUGAUUACUUAUGAGGCACUUGGCUUGUGUCCUGAAGGAAAGGCUCAUGAAAUGAUUGACCGCGGUGACAAUACUUAUGGCGGUAAAUACGUCAUCAAUCCAAGUGGUGGUCUCAUCUCUAAAGGACAUCCACUUGGUGCAACAGGUCUUGCCCAAUGUUCUGAAUUAUGCUGGCAAUUAAGAGGUGAAGCUGACAAGCGUCAAGUUCAGAACUGCAAAUUGGCACUUCAACAUAACCUUGGUCUUGGUGGUGCUGUUGUUAUUGCGCUUUAUCGUUUAGGCUUUCCAGAAACUCGUAAACAAGUUGCUCCAGCCACCACACAAACAAGUGGUAACACAAAAUCCGCAGCAAAAAAUAGCAAACUUAAGCCAACGCCAGAUGGUUUCCUUGUUUCACCACUAAUGGAAAUAUUCGAACAGGCAAUGAUGGAAGACAAAGAAAAUUUAAUUGAGAAAGUUCGUGGAAUUUAUGGUUUUCGAGUAACAAAUGGUCCAGGCGGAGCAGAAGGCUAUUGGGUUAUAAAUGCUAAAACUGGAAAAGGAAAAAUUACAUACAAUGGAACAGAAAAGCCGGACGUAACAUUUAUCAUUAAUGAUAAGGAUGUAACAGAGUUAAUCAAGGGCGAGAUCAAUCCACAGAAAGCAUUUUUCCAAGGUAAAGUGAAAAUUUCUGGCAACAUGGGAUUGGCAUUGAAGCUCGUUGACUUGCAACGUACAGCACAACAUCGCAUCGAAGAGUUGAGGGUUAAACAUAAAUUGUAA
Molecule: messenger RNA, 1671 nt
Organism: Chironomus riparius
Lineage: Eukaryota; Metazoa; Arthropoda; Insecta; Diptera; Chironomidae
Source: the annotation of a GenBank genome assembly